Molecule: messenger RNA, 3174 nt
Organism: Ciona intestinalis (vase tunicate)
Lineage: Eukaryota; Metazoa; Chordata; Ascidiacea; Phlebobranchia; Cionidae
Product: cGMP-dependent protein kinase 1
Biological process (GO): protein phosphorylation
Molecular function (GO): cGMP-dependent protein kinase activity; ATP binding
Source: RefSeq, a predicted model, not a curated record
AGUACAUGGUACAUUAGGAUUUUUGAAAUAUGCCGUGCAAGUGCUGGCCCUUUAAAAAACACCAUGACGUUUCGAAUCCGGGCGAUCAUGGGCAUAACGGUGAAGGCCCACAAACUUACAGGUUUACCAGCAGAAGCGAUGCCCAGCCUACCUAUGUAAACACGGAAGGCGAUAAUGCGAGAAAAGAUGAAAUUAUUAUGGAACUCACCACCAAAAAUGAAAGCCUUAAACGCAUAGCCAACCAAGCUACUUUGGACAUGCAGUUGGUGAAAGACAGAACUAAGAAUGUUGAAACAGAAGUGAUUCAAUUACGAAGAACGAAUGAGGAGUUGGAAAAAAAUCGAAAAAAACUUGAGAAAGAACUCGACCAUAAAGAUCAAGAGAUCGAAAAAUUAAAAGAAAUAUUGGAGUCCAUACGCUCCAACAAUCAAAAUACAGGACCCAAAAACAACAGAAAAAAGAAGAAUGUUAUUGUUGGGUCGAAAGUGGAAACACAUGUCGAAUUGAAAAAGCACCAGAAAACACCAGAACAGAAAAAGUUCUUAAAAGAGGCAAUUCUCCGAAAUGAUUUUUUGAAGAAACUGAGCGAAGAGCAAAUAAAUGAAAUGAUAGAUUACCUACAAAGAAGUCUUCCGCAAAACGAUAUUUUCAUUAAAGAAGGAACGAACGGAGAUAGAUUAUACAUUCUAGAAUCUGGUGAACUUGACGUCACACAGGGUUCAACGUACCUUACAACCAUGAAAGCAGGUUCUGUAUUCGGGGAGUUAGCAAUCCUAUACAACUGUAAGAGAACCGCUACUGUCACAGCAAAGACACCAACCAAAAUCUGGAUGCUUGAGAGAAGUGUUUUCCAAAAUAUUAUGAUGAGAACUACGAACACGAAACGCACAGAAAUAGCUGAUGCGCUAAGAAAAGUUCCAAUCCUGAAACAAAUCAGCAACUCAAAGUUAGGGAAGAUUACCGAUGCUCUUGAAGAGGACACCUUUCAUCAAGGAGAGUAUAUCAUCCGGGAGGGUGAGAGCGGAGAGACAUUCUACAUCAUCCUGGAAGGAGAAGUUGAUGUCACGACUCAGAGUAAAGAGUACAGCGACAGUACUGAGGAACCGAGUCUCGCAGAGACAUUUAUUCGCACUCUGCGGAAAGGAGAUUAUUUCGGUGAAAAAGCCUUGCGAAGUGAAAGUGGGAUUCGUGGAGCAAAUGUUAUUGCUAAAAGUACAGUCGUACGGUGCAGGACUCUUGAUAAGAAACCGUUCUUGCAACUCAUCGGUAACUUAGCCGAUAAAGACUGGGAUGCCCAUAACAGUAUUAGCAGCAGUGGCAGUAACGGUAGCGGGGUUACUUUGCGCCCCCCCAGUAGCACGAUGUCUAGCAAAUCACCCGCGCUUGGUGCGGCAAGGAAAUCAACUGGAAGAUUAAUUAUUGAUGCGCCAAGAAUGGCCCGGCCAUCCAGCACACUUCUUGAUCUGCCACAAAAAAGGCUGCGCCAUUCUUUCGAGGGAAUAACUCUUAACGAUUUCGAGUUUGUUGGAGUGUUAGGUGUUGGCGGGUUUGGGCGUGUGGAACUUGUUCGCUUCCGAGACAAACCGAAUCAAAACUUUGCAUUGAAAUGCAUGAAAAAGACACAUAUCGUGGAAACAAAACAAGAGGAGCAUAUUUACUCCGAGAAGAGAAUCAUGAGAGAUUCAGAUUGUCCAUUUAUUGUCCAGUUGCACCGUACAUUCAAAAACGACAGGUAUGUUUAUAUGUUGAUGGAGGCAUGCCUUGGCGGGGAACUGUGGUCCAAGCUUAGAGAUGAUGGAUACUUCGAUGACAGCAGAGCUCGUUUCUACACGGCUUGUGUGGUUGAGGCUUUGGAAUACAUGCAUCUCCGUGGGAUCGUUUACAGAGAUUUAAAGCCGGAGAAUUUAUUACUGGACUCCAGAGGAUACGUUAAAAUUGUUGACUUUGGUUUUGCUAAGACUAUUAGCCAUGGAGAGAGAACAUGGACAUUCUGUGGCACACCUGAAUACGUGGCACCAGAAGUUAUUCUAAACAAGGGUCACGAUAUAGCGGUGGAUUACUGGGCGUUGGGAAUUCUUAUAUUUGAAAUGUUGACGGGAAAUCCACCAUUUAACUCCUCCGAUGCGAUGAAAACGUACAGAAUGGCGCUAAAGGGAAUUGACGCUAUUGAAUGGCCGUUAAAAAUUAGAAAAACAGUUCAGAACUUAAUACGAAGAUUAUGUCGUGAGAACCCUGCGGAACGUAUUGGGAAUUUAAAAGAAGGAAUCAAGGAAAUUCGAAAUCACCGUUGGUUUGCGGGAUUCCAUUGGGAGGGCCUGAGAAAAGGAGAAUUAAAAGCACCAUAUAUUCCUGAGAUAACUGACGCGUCGGAUUUGAGAAAUUUUGACCGUUUUGAAAGAGAGGACGAAGUGGUGGAAAAAGAAUUCUCCGGAUGGGAUAAAGAUUUUUAAAUCAAUGUUUUUUUUGGGCGCACUUGUUUUAGCAUGUUGUUAUACUUCAGUCAGAACAGUUUUCAUCGAUUUUAUUUGUUUUUUUCGUUUUUUUUUGUGUCGUGAUCAGAUUCAGAGCGAAGAAAUGCGUUUGAACCGUUUCUGCCUCUUUUAAAUUGUUCUUCAUUUCCAUGCAGCCAUAUUUGCACUUUCCUAAUUGAAAUCUUCAGAUUUGGUGCCUGUGACCUGGUAUAUGUAUAUUCUAAUUCUUCAACGUAUAAAAAUCAAUGAUAAAAUCAAACUAACGACUGAAUGUGUCUCUUUUAAAUUAUUUUGUUCCAAUUUUCCGUUUUAAAAUAUUUUGUUGUUUUGUUAGACUCUGUUAUCAAAAUGCACUGUUUUCGUUUGUGGCACUACUCAGUUUAUUCUUACAACACGUUCGUUAUCACAUAUACCUGACAUUUGCGCGUAACUUGACAUUUGAACAAGCUUGAACGCAAUUUCUGAUUGACGUCAAACAUACCCGUAUGACGUCACAAUAUGGCAAACUUUAACUUGACAGUAUCAUUUAUGGCAGGCUUUAUUUAUGCUUACUGAUUUUUUAUUCCGUCGUACAAGAUAUGUUAUGUACUGUUGUAGACAAUUUCUUUUACGCGCUCGGAUUUCAACAAAUAUUUCAAGGGAUAUCAGCUAGCUUUGCAGUUUUUAUGUACAGUUUAUAAAGUAAAGGAUGACAUGCAAUUUU